This is a messenger RNA of Talaromyces amestolkiae, 1743 nucleotides long. RefSeq lists its product as uncharacterized. Lineage: Eukaryota; Fungi; Ascomycota; Eurotiomycetes; Eurotiales; Trichocomaceae. The coding region runs from base 1 to 1743 and encodes 580 amino acids. The transcript has a single exon. The record is from RefSeq and is a predicted model, not a curated record. Gene Ontology annotation, molecular function: protein binding.
AUGAGCGCUGGUAUCCAGACCGUCGUCCGUGACGGUCGACGGAUGUCUCGGCAACCCACUGGCAAUGCGAUGUUGAACUCCACCGCCCUUCAGGGUGCAAACAUGGCUUUCAAUGCCCGCUCACCAAAUCGCGAAACUUCUCUAAGUGCUCAGAGCUCAAGAGACGUAUUACGCAACCCUACCAAAUCCGAUCCGUCUCGUUCUCCACGACGUGCAAAUGAAUCCGAACCCGACCCCGUAUCGGAGAUGCCGGAGGCUGGUCUUGUCAUGGAUAGGAUAAAAGUCUUCUCUGGAAGUACCGUGUCGCGACUCAGUCGGAAUAGAGCCGGCGCUGAUGCCCCUGGAUCUGAUACCCCUCAGAUGCAAGCUGCGCAAAUGGCAGCUUUGAGAUCAUCGGCUCSAACACCGCAGGCUGUUCCUGCUUAUCCAUCGGUCUCUCCAGUUAGAAGAGCAAUGACUGGUAGCACCGCUUCCAGAAAAAAAGCUAUCUCGCCGGCACCGAAGCCCGACUUUUUGUCGGUCCAAAAUUCCAGAUCCGUCCAUGCACCAGUCCCUAUCCGCAGAAGUUCGAUUGUCGCGCGGCCCCUGGCGGGUAGCUUGGAGGAAGAAAGAGCAAGUUCAACCAGUGGACGUCUACAAUCUGGGAGAACAGAGUUACCGGGUAUUCCGGCAAAGGACCGAGGCCCUAAUGCAGACGAGGCCAUUCUCUCACCGAUCGAAGGAGAUCCGACACUUCAACCCAAAACAACUAAAUCUAAACCACAACCGCCUGCUACCAAACCUAAGCUGACACAGCCAGCAAGCAAUAACAGAUAUUUGCAACCUGAACCUUCCACAAAACCUCCGCGUCUAGGUGAUGAUGCUCAAGCAAAGAAGUCGCAGACUUCUGGAAACAGGAAUACAGCAAGUCGCGAAACGAACCAGUCAGAGACUACCAGUAUAAGCCGUUCACGUGCUCAUUCAGUGGCUGAUGAAGUGGCAAGCUCCAGUAGCCACUACACUACGCCCGGCCGUCAAAACACUGGAAAUGCAAAUGGACAGUCGGGUAUGACGAAGGAAGCCUUAGCGGAUGCGAUAAUUGCUUCUUCAUUAGCUUCAUCGCGUGCACCGUCGCCGUACAGUGCACUUCCACCGCUGCCUCCACCACGCCGAUCGCGAUCGCGCUCAAUUCUGCAUCCUGGAGAUAUAUUAAAGAAGGACCAUCGCACGACGCCCAGUCCUCCUAAGGGGCUACGACAAACUUUAAGGGAUCCUCCUAAACCCGAAGUUGAGGACAAUAAAAGUCCAGGUCGACGCCAUCUGAUAAGACACCAUCCUCAUAAGCACCAUGAAGGUGAUCGCAAGCGAUGGCGUCAAGAAGUUACCGAAGCAGCCCGCAAACGAUAUGAAGGGGUGUGGGCUGCAAAUAAGGGGCUGUGGGUCCCCCCAGAGAGUGUAAUUCACCGAAUCUUUCCCAAUGUUGCACACACUCUGGUUUCGGCGGAUCUGGUAGUGCACCUUGUAGUGCGCGAUAUAUGGUCGCGCAGUCGCUUACCAGCUCACACUCUGGAGUUGAUAUGGAACCUAGUCGACCGCUCAGAGAUCGGCAUGCUAUCACGCGAAGAGUUUGUGGUUGGUCUAUGGCUGAUCGACGAGACUCUUAGAGGACACAAGAUCCCUGUCAAGGUACCAGACAGCGUCUGGGAUUCCGUCCGCCAUCUACCGGGAAUAAAAAUCCCUCAAGAAUUCGGAGGCAGCCGAUAA